AUGGACGACGAUUACGUUGCGCAGAUCCUCGCCACAGAGGCCAGAGAAAAUUCUCAAAAGUACUCGGUCGAAGGUCUCUCAGCCUUCAUACCUCGGAAGCCCGCAAGCAAUGCUCCCAAGCCUAACACCCGGUUUUUGCGACACCUUAUCAAAGAAACCGACAAUCAUAACACGGCCUUGAAGCGCAAGGAGGAAAGAGAAGCGCGGGAUCGAAUGCGCCUGCUGAAGAACAAGGCCAAUGGCGACUCGACCUCUAGGUCGCAAACUUCUCGAACACAAGAUCGCCAGAGCAGUACACGAGACACCAAUAAACUUCGCAGAGAGGACCAUGAGGAUCGACAUCGCUCGCAUCGGAGACGACACCGGAGUCGCUCUAUAUCUACGGACCGCGAUCACUCACGGCGGCAGCCACGGAGGGACGACUACGAGCGAGUGAGAGACGAACAUAGAGAUGGGAAUCGUUCAGAUCGACGACGAGAGAGCCAUAGGCACGAUUCAUCACGCACGGAGCGGCGUAGUCGGAAGCGAUCAUACUCGAGAUCUCGCAGCCGUUCUCCUCGUCGUGAUCGCAGUUCUGAACGCCACCGCAGCGAGCGGCGUUCCCGACGACCCAAGUCUUCCUCCGGUACGCAUUCAUCACAAUCACAUAGGACACACAAGGGUCGAGGGCCUGGCGGGGACGAGGUCGCACAUUCUGGAAGCCGUACCUCUUGGGAUAGAACCAGGCAUACGGAACACGAACCAUCCUCGACUACUCCACCACUCCACCAGAGAUCCGACGAUGAGUCGGACCCUCUAGAAGAUCUCGUUGGUCCGCUCCCUCCUCAAAAAGACUCAGAAACAAUUCGCUCGCGAGGCCGAGGUGCCUACAAACAUAGUACAAGCAACAUCGACGCUCACUUUGCUCCGGACUACGACCCUACGCUCGACGUACAACCCACCGAUGACGCAUACUCCGCAGAUAAGCAAUUGUCUCGCCGCCCCGUUGCAGGCCUCAUGACCAAGGAAGACGAUUGGGAUAUGGCUCUUGAAGCACUUCGCGACCGUGCCAAGUGGAGGCAAAAGGGUGAAGACAGAUUGCGUGCAGCUGGCAUGACUGAUGCGACCAUCGAUCGGUGGAAGAGUAAUGCCGCCUUCGCUGGGGUGGAUGGCGAGCGCCACCCCGAUGAGGUGAAGUGGUCAAAGAAGGGCGAAAGUCGAGAGUGGGAUCGUGGAAAGGUCAUAGACGACGACGGUCAUAUUGACGUCCAGGCUGCUUGGAAGUAG
Penicillium maclennaniae is the source of this 1266-nucleotide messenger RNA. RefSeq lists its product as uncharacterized. The record is from RefSeq and is a predicted model, not a curated record. The transcript is spliced from 2 exons. NCBI's taxonomy places the organism in Eukaryota, Fungi, Ascomycota, Eurotiomycetes, Eurotiales, Aspergillaceae. The coding region runs from base 1 to 1266 and encodes 421 amino acids.